AUGUUUCCAAACUCGAUCGCAGACGCGUUGAGCGGUGAAGGGGAUUUGUUUAACUCUUUUGUCAUUGCGGGAGCACCAGAGGUACCAAAGGAUAAGAAUAGGAAUGAGAUGGGACUUGCCAGUCCCAAAGCUGAACCAGUGGGAGAGAGUGGUUUGAAUGCUGUCGGAGGAUAUUUGGGGGAUGACAGUCGAACGAAGCCGCCACCAAAGUUUGACCUCAGUGGUGCGGAUAAGAUCUUGGAGGUUACGACUGCUAAAACCUCCUUCUUCCGUGGGAAAGCAAAGGCGAUGCCAAGCUACCCAGUGAAGUUUUCGGCGAUCAUCGUUGGAGCCCGAGAGGAAGCGAUUGAAACACCUUUCGAUUGA
Molecule: messenger RNA, 366 nt
Organism: Striga asiatica
Lineage: Eukaryota; Viridiplantae; Streptophyta; Magnoliopsida; Lamiales; Orobanchaceae
Source: the annotation of a GenBank genome assembly